AUGUCGGCACCAGUUCAAGACCCAUCACAGCCAAUAGAACCGUUUUUAAAGAAGGUGCUAGGGUCUCUAGAUUCAUGCUACAGAUCAGCAACUACUGGGCAAGCUCAAUUUACCAAUGUUGAAGCGUAUGCACUUCAGUUUGGCAAACAAUUAAAACCUGCUAGUUCUGUGAUAAUAAACGGUAAGCCUGUUCUCCCAUUGGCAGACACCAUUAAGUUGGAGUUCCAAAAGAAAUGGCUAGCGACUCCCUUGACCCAGCAUCAAUUGAACAGUUAUGAUUGUCAUCUUAUCCCCGGAAGUGGAGUGUUUGUAAUUCAAUUAAGUGGGAAGGUUAGGUUUGACGAAAGUGGUAGAACAAGACUAGGAGAAACCGCAGAUAUGGUAUCAGAACAGACCUCUCGACCUGUUAGACCAUUGUGGGGGUCAUGGUUUGGGUUUGACCUCAAUAUGGUAGUUGAUGAAUUUGUACUUAGUAAUGAUGAGAAUGAAGUCAUAAAUAGUUACAACUAUCGAAUAACAUACAAGCCUCAAGAUUCAGUCAUUGAUAUAUAG
Molecule: messenger RNA, 552 nt
Organism: Lizanozyma spartinae
Lineage: Eukaryota; Fungi; Ascomycota; Pichiomycetes; Serinales; Debaryomycetaceae
Gene: MTR2
Product: Mtr2p
Exons: 1
Coding region: 1-552 (183 amino acids)
Source: RefSeq, a predicted model, not a curated record